Molecule: messenger RNA, 3023 nt
Organism: Maylandia zebra (zebra mbuna)
Lineage: Eukaryota; Metazoa; Chordata; Actinopteri; Cichliformes; Cichlidae
Source: RefSeq, a predicted model, not a curated record
AGUAAAGAGCAGAUCUCAUCUUUGUGAAGUGACAAAAGCAGGAGUCUUCUUUCUUUCAGUGGAGACACGUCGAUCAGAGCUCGAUGGUGUGUUUUUAUUAUUGAGCUGCGCUUUAAAGUCAACUUUACAAAAAGAAGAAAAAAAAGUGAAGUGCAGCUGGACGGAAAAUUUAAGGCGUGAAUUGAAGAAGUUGGUCGCUCAGUGGGAAGUGAAAACCGUCAUUUGCGUAAUAUUUUUAAGUCGACUUUUUCUGUCGCCUCGUUUCAUCAAGUGCCUUUGGAUAUCAAAAUUUUGCCAUUUGUAGGAAAGGAAGCCUGCGGAGAGAAAGAGCGAUGUCACUGUGAUGUCUGUUGCUGGCAUCAUCUCAGCCUUUCAAGGAGCUCGUGGGAAAAGGACGCCGAGGGGAAGGAGCUGAGGGGAGAGGACAGCAGAAGAGCUUUUUUAUGAGGACAGAAUGGAGGUGACUGCACCCUGCAUGCGGAGUGAUGAUAGCUCCAUGUGAUUCAUUUUUCUUUUUCAGUAUUUUAAGCUGAGCAGGUGUGAAGGAGUCACUGUUUUGUGGAAUCUAGUGGCUGUUUCUCUGGAGGUGACAAGGCUGAGUUCAGCAGCUGCUAGGCUGCAGCUAUGGACGUUGAGGUGAGAUUUCCUCCCCCCGCAUUAGUGACCUCUUCGCUGUUUGCCUCAUCAUGCGGGACAAAUUUUUCUACAUCACCCUGGAGCUGCUGAUUGCCAUCUUCUCAGUGCUGGGAAAUGUGUUGGUCUGCUGGGCCGUGGCCCUCAACAGUAACCUCCAGAGCAUCACCAACUUCUUCGUGGUGUCGCUGGCUGUGGCCGACAUCGCCGUGGGCGUCCUGGCCAUUCCCUUUGCCAUUGUCAUCAGCAUCGGGUUCUGCUCCAACUUCUAUGGCUGCCUGUUUAUUGCGUGCUUUGUGCUGGUUCUCACACAGAGCUCCAUCUUUAGUCUGCUGGCCAUCGCUAUAGAUCGCUACAUUGCAAUCAAGAUACCACUCAGGUACAACAGCUUGGUGACAGGACAGCGGGCUCGAGGCAUCAUUGCCAUAUGCUGGAUUUUAUCCAUCAUCAUCGGUUUGACCCCCAUGAUGGGCUGGCAUGGUGGGGAGUCAAGAAACGGCACCAACGAAACCAAAAGCAGCCCCUGCCAGCCGGGCAUGAUGAAGUGCCUGUUUGAGGAUGUUGUCAACAUGAAGUACAUGGUCUACUUCAACUUUUUUGCUUGUGUGCUGAUCCCCUUGCUGCUAAUGUUGGCCAUCUACCUGUGUAUCUUCAUGGCAGCUCGCCACCAGCUCAUGCUGAUUGAAGUAAAAGCGUCUCAUGGGGAAAAGUCCCGCUCCGUCCUGCAGAAAGAGGUCCAGGCUGCCAAGUCUCUGGCCAUCAUUGUGGGCCUGUUUGCGGUCUGCUGGCUUCCUUUACAUAUCAUUAACUGCUUCACCCUCUUCUGUCCUCAGUGUGAUCGUCCUCCUGCUUUGGUUAUGUAUGUGGCCAUUAUCCUAUCCCAUGCCAACUCUGUGGUCAACCCCUUCAUCUACGCCUACCGCAUCCGAGAGUUCCGGCACACCUUCCGUAGGAUUAUUAGGCGGCACAUCCUGGGGAAGCGGGAGGUGUUUGAGAGCAGCGGGAGUAAGCGGAACUCUACUCACAACAGCAUCACGGACUCCAUCAGGCUCAAAGCAAAUGGCCUCAGCUUUGACCUUUUCACAGAGCACAGCAGCAGUACCUGUGAGAACUCCUGCCGCUGUCCUGCUCACAUCUCCCCUUUAGAGGGUGGUCUGGCAACAGUGUCUCACCCGCCUCUGUCAGUUGUUAUCGCCCACUGCCCCAAAGUGGGGACGUGUCCACUUCAAGCCCUCAGGCAGACUCAGCUCCCGGCGGGGAACGACUGCUCUGAACCAGAGAUCCUGGAGGAAAACUGCAGACAGAACCUCGCCCCAGCACAGGUUGCACUGCUGUUCAACACCCAGGACAGGAAGAGCUGCUGUAGCGAGCUAGAUAAAGUGCACUGAUCUAUGCGCCGCAGGGAUCAUUUGCUAAUUCCUCGCAGUUAGUUGUGAAUGUCUGCUCAGGAUCACCAUGAAUCUCUAAUUUCCAAUGGGAGUACUGUAAACAGCUGACAGACAAUGAAUGUCACUCACUGAGAUAAACGAAACAGGACUGAAAACUGUCUCUACUAUUUAAAUACAGUGACAUGUCAAUUGAACUCAGAAUAAGUCUAAAAGGCACCGCUAUUGUUACCGGAAGGCUACGUCUUAUCAACCCACAUGACCGGGGGUGGUUUGUAAUGUGCAGCCACUUCACAAGUUGUUCUGUGGAAAUUUCAACACCAUCCAUGAAUGUAUGCUUAUUUAAGUCAAAUUCAGAUGAUAAAUUAUCUGCAGAUGUCCAUUACUGCUCUCUAUGUUCUCACAAGUAGACUGGCACCAAGUGCUGUCUUUAAAUAAAUCCUUUCACACUUUUAAUGUGUGCUUGCUGUGUAUACAUUUUUGCAAUGGCUGCAAUAUCCCUGUCUUUAUUCAGGAGCUGCAGGAACACCUCCAGACAUCCCACUGGCUUUUCAGCAGACAGGCUCGUGAUCUGGUCAUUCGGAGAAAUGGUGGAUUAAAUUGUCAUCAUUUUUGGCGUUUCUUUAUUUUUGCAGUUUUUAUCAGAACAGCUCUUGAGGCCUAUUCCUUGUUAAAGAUUUCACAGCCAAAAAAGAUGUCCUGUGUCCUCCUGUGGGGCAAAGGACACAGGAGAUCUUUUGAGCUGUAAAUCUUAUCUCCUCAGCUGGAUCACCUCAUCUCAAAUAAGAAAACUUUUUUUUUUUUUUUGCAUUAUGGCCGUGAAACUUUAUCUUCAUACAAUAAAUACUUUUCUGGAUGUGGUUCUUUUGAAUGAUGGUCCACAGACGCACUUUCAAGACAUUGUUUUGCACUGAACUAUGAGGCAAUGAUUGAAUGUCAAUGUCUCAAAACAAUGAGAUAAAAGCCAAAAAAUUUUUAUUUGUCGUUCUUACCAUCAAAUUGAAU